Amborella trichopoda is the source of this 3645-nucleotide messenger RNA. RefSeq lists its product as uncharacterized. NCBI's taxonomy places the organism in Eukaryota, Viridiplantae, Streptophyta, Magnoliopsida, Amborellales, Amborellaceae. Gene Ontology annotation, biological process: lipid metabolic process. The record is from RefSeq and is a predicted model, not a curated record.
UCUCUCUCCUACAAGCCUGCAAUUAACCCAAAAUUUUCUCCCUAUCUCUCCUCUCUUUCUUUCUCUCUCAUGAAAGGAAGGAACCUGCAAUAAAAUGACACUUCUUAGGCACCCGGAUCCUGGCUAUGUCCACAUUUAAUAGGGCCUCAUUUCUAGGAGGCUUUUCUCUCUCCUCAUUUAAGUUUAACCAUGUGCACAUCCAUCUCUUGAAAUAUUUCACAAUGGAAUUUUGCAAUGGACGGUUGUGAUCGGCUCAUCAAAUAGUAGGCCUUCUCUUUGCACACCAGGCUACAAAAUGGAGAAACGAAAACAUUGCCAGUCACGAGCCUCGCUUUGACAAAUAAGAAGUUGAGCUCAGAAGACCAGUACCAAAAUUGAGGCUUUCUCUCUCUAGAAUUGAAGAAAUGGGAUUUUGCUCUUGCUUUUCUUAGAUUUGAAAUUUCGGUUUUUUUUAUUCUCUGAAAUUCGGCUUCUGAUUUGGUGGAAAUACAUUCAAAAUAAUGUCGCGUCAUUAAAGUUAUGUGAUAUGGGGCUAAAUUUAGGGUUUUUUUGUGCAAUUCAUGACGAAGGAGGGUUCUUUUGGUGUGCUUUGUGGUGAAUAAGAGUUUUUUUUGUGGUUUUUGGGUUGAAUUGGUUUUUUUUUUCUUUUUUUUUUUUGAGUAAUUCAGUGGGGAAGAUAGCCCCUACCCGUGUUUUCAAAAGAUUAGGGUGUUACAUAUUUUAAGGUGUUAAUUGGGGGUGUCAGCAGUAGAAAAGGAUACCACGAUGUGGUAACUGGGUGUGGGAAUGCUACCACCACGACCCCAGCCCGUUUCCUAGGUUGAAUUGGGUUUUGCAGUAAGAAUGGUUGAUUAAGGGCUGAACUAGGGGAUUUCCAGAUUUGUAAGGUGAAUUAGGGACUUUUUGGCGUAAUUUAGCGAUGAAUUGGGGCCCCAUUUAUGUGAUUUUGGGCUUGAACUGGUUGUUUUAGAUGUCGUUUUGGGGGGAAUUAGGUUUCUUCUUAUUUUAUUUUCCUGGUUUUAUUUAUGGGAGGAGGGGCAUGAAAUCUUCAACGUAGGGAUGCGAUAUUUGAGAGGAAUUAGGGGUUUUGUGGUGAAUCAUCGUCACAUAUGUUUCGGCGUCUCAGACAUUUCAUUGGGACUCUGAAUGCGAAGGGAGGAGGAGGUGCCAAUGCGAAGAGGUUGCUCGCUGUGAGGCCAAAACAGGUGCAGGUGGAGCCGGCUAUGUUGGAGACUGUACAAGAGAUCGCUGUCUAUAUACAUAGAUUCCAUAAUCUUGAUCUUUUUCAGCAAGGAUGGUAUCAAAUAAAGCUCAGCAUGCGAUGGGAGGAUGGUGGUCGCGAAUUGCCUGGAACACCAGCUCGUGUGGUUCAAUAUGAAGUGCCUGAAUUAGGUUCUGAUGAGAUUUUCAUGGUAUGGAGGAUUGAUGAUGUUGAUCACAGUUUCUUCACCCAGCCUUUUCGGAUCAAGUACGUGAGGCAGGAUGUGCUCCUGUCUGUGAUGAUCUCUUUCAAUUUAGCUGUUGGCAUUGAUGAGAGUUCGUCGUCAUCUUCUGUUAUAUUGAAAUUUGAGCUACUCCAUGCACCGAUAUCAGAAAAUGAAUCUGUGUUGCAAGCAGCUCUAGAUGCAUUUCCUGCUGCAGUACAUGAACUCCGUGUUCCUCCAAAAGCUCUUCUUGGCUUGCAUACAUAUUGCCCUCUUCAUUUUGAUUCCUACCAUGCAGUACUCAUUGAAUUGAGCAUACACGUUGUGCGUCUCAAAGCCGGUACUAACACAAACCAAAAGAAGGUACCCAGUGAUUCUUCCUUGCUAGGAGUCGUUGCUGGUGAACAUGAUCAUGGAAAGGAUGGGAACUAUCAAGUAAUUGAUGGUGUGUCAUAUGUGGGGACAAAAGAACUUGCGGUUAUAAAAGCACUAUUUGCUUCUCGUGCUACACUUUUGGAAGAACUACAAAAAAUUAGCAAAGCAAUUGAUCAAAAAAUCGAUGAUUUGGCUGAUGCCAAUUUGGAUUUUGGUACAAAUAUGUCGAUUAGUCCACGUACACGGUCAUAUUUGAAGACUUCUACUUCCCAGAAGUUGGAGCAAAGUCUGGGUGAGAAGUCAAAUGAACAUGUUGGUUAUGGGAGCAACGGGAUGUUGCUCCCUUCGCUAUCAAAGGAAGAACUGGUAGAUGCAUUUCAGACACUGGGAAACCAACUUUCUGUCAUAUGGAAUGCUUUUUUGAAGUUUCAUAGAAAUAAUAGAAUUCGUAUAGUGGAGUAUCUUCGUGGCGUAUGGGCCAAUGAUCGAAGAACUGAAUGGGCAAUAUGGAUGGUCCAUUCCAGAAUGGAGGUACAUAAGCGGAUGAUGAAUGCAGUCGAUGAUGCUUCUCCUUAUGCAGUUCGUGGGAAAAUCUUGGCUGCUAGGAAACCUAGUGAAGACCCAUCACAUGUUUCAAUUUCACGUGCUGAGCUUCAUCGGAAGAGUAUUGCUCAAAUGAAGAUUAACAGCCAGGCAAUUCAAGACUUGCAUAUAUUUGGUGACCCUGCCCGCAUUCCCAUUAUUUUCAUUGAGCAGACUACAAUUAAGAGUUUGGAGCAGAAUACCGUUAAUGGCAGCUCAUCCUUUGGCAAUUUGGAUAAAAACGAAACGUCCAUUAUACCAAUCCUGGGGCAUCCACUUGUGCCCAAGUCAUUUAGUACCUGUGGCAGAAGAAAUGGACGGGUGUUGAAAGCUGUUGUCUUUGUGCAUGGGUUUCAAGGACAUCAUCUGGAUUUACGGCUUGUUCGGAAUCAAUGGCUUUUGAUAGAUCCAGGAGCAGAGUGUCUUAUGUCUGAGGUGAAUGAGGAGAAAACAUCUGGAGACUUCCAAGAAAUGGGUGGGAGGCUGGCUGAGGAAGUGGCUUCAUUUCUCAGGAAGAAAAUAGAUUUAGGUUCACGAUCUGGACCCUAUAGAGUUGUGAAGCUCAGUUUUGUAGGACACUCUAUAGGGAACAUCAUUGUCAGAACUGCCUUAACAGAUGCUGCAAUGCAACCUUAUUUGAAAUACCUCCAUACAUAUAUGUCUAUAUCUGGACCGCACUUGGGGUAUUUGUACAGUUCAAACUCCUUAUUUAACUCUGGCUUGUGGCUCCUGAAGAAGCUCAAAGGAGCUCAUUGUAUGCACCAAUUGACUUUCACUGAUGAUGCUGACAUACAAAAGACGUUCUUUUAUAAGCUCAACAAGCAAAAGACGCUAGAGAACUUUAAGAACGUGAUUCUGCUGUCCUCUCCACAGGAUGGCUAUGUACCAUAUCAUUCCGCAAGGAUCGAAGCCUGUUAUGCGGCGACACUAGACUCAAAGAGAGGACCUAUUUUCAUGGAGAUGCUCAACAGUUGCUUGGACCAGAUACAUGCACCUUCCACUGAGCGACGGACCUUCGUGAGGUGUGAUGUCAACUUUGACACCUCCUCUCAGGGUAGGAAUUUGAAUACCAUGAUAGGCCGGGCUGCCCAUAUCGAGUUCCUUGAGACUGAUAUCUUUGCGAAGUUUAUAAUGUGGUCCUUUUCGGAAUUCUUCACCUGAUUCCUUGUCACAGUAGUAAGCCUAUUUUGCUUCUUUUUGAAGAAAUCUUUUCUUCUUGUAUGCCAUGGAGCCUGCCAUGCUUGGAUGCUGACCCUUGAAAACU